CAUUCGCAAAAGCUCCACCGUCGCGAACAGUUGCCUUCGUUCUGGCCCCAGCUCUGUCCGUAUCAUUCGCAGCGAGUCCUUCGAUCGAUCCACCGCUCAUUGACCUCCACUUUAAAUUAAACCGUUUUAAAUUGCCACAAAACGCUCAUAUUUUGAGUGAUUUACUGGCCGAUUUGCAUACUUUUGGCUGGAAAAUGUUUAUAAUUUUGGAUAUGGAUAUAAACCAGAAGAGCGUUAUGCUCCAGAGGCGAUGAUCUAUAUGGGUGCUGUGUGUGUUUGUUGUUGCUGCUGCUGUGACUUUGGCUGCUGUUUAAUUGUGAGCUGGCAUUUAAAUAAAAAUAAGUGCGUCUAAAUGUGAAAACAAAAGGCUGGCAUUAUACAUAUAUUACUUUGGCAGACAACGCCUCGAUUGUUCUCAGUUAAUAAUAAAUCCAUUUCAAGCACCAUUUCGCUUUAUCUCAAGUGCCGUUCGCCGUACAUAAGGAAGAACUUAGGCAACGAACUAAAAGUAGAAAUAAAAUGAAUACUAAAAAAAAGUAAAGGAAAAGCAAAUACGCUGGAGUGGGCCACAACAAAUGACUCGUAAUGCAAUAUCUGGGCAAUUAAUUAGUGCAUAAACAGUUAAAUUAACUGGCGUAAAAGUCGGAGUUACUACUGCCUUGGUUUUUCUCUUCUCCACUUGCCAAAAAGAAAUCGCACACCAGCUUUUCCUCCCCCGAUUUUCGCGAAAAUGUAACUGCCAGCCAGACGCUUGCCUGAAACCGCUGCCACAAAUUAUGACGCAAAGUACGAAAAUCGGUCUGCCAGCUGAGGAAUAAUAUAUUUGCAAUUUAUGCAACAUUCGCGUCGCGUGGUUGUUGCACCAACAAAGAGCGAUUAGUGUACUCGAAGGCAUCGCAAUCUAAAGCUUAUAAUCGUUCCAAAAAAGGCCUCAUUAACGCAUCGUUAUGGCCCAGGCCAAUCAGGGCUCCAAUCAGGGUUGUCUCCGACGUUGUCUGGCUUUAAUUGUUUUGACCACCUUGUGGCAGCUAAUCGCCUCUGUGGAUGCCUCUUCUCACCCACCCAAGUCUGUCAACAUCGAGCUGAGACGCAAGAGGAGCUUGCAAUGGAAUGGCAUUGAGCUGGACGAGAGUUCUCUGGUGGAGCAUCUGAUGGAGCACGAGAAGGCCCUGAUCUUUGGCUCACGAUUGGGAAAAGAGGCACCCGAAUUCAAACUCGUACACGUGGCACAGGGGGAGGAGAUCCAUGCAGUUAGCCCGGAGGACGAGGCGGCGGAGCAGCCAAGACGUCAGCGGCGCAGCUUGAGAGCCCAAGAUGACGUCCAGCAGGAGGCCUCGGUGGCCACCACCGAGGGGGUGAUAGCAGAGACCGAGGUGGAGGUGGAGGCGAGGCUGCAGCUGCAACAGUCGCCGCAGCUGAUCGACGACGCCUUCAUCUUUAUUCGCCGCACCGAAAAUGGAACGCAAUUUGUGGAGCACUCGCCGCAGCUGCUGAAGCGCCUGGAGCGUUGCUUCUACCGGAGUCCAGGGGCUGCUCUCGAUCUCUGCGAGAAUGGCAGUGUGCGGGGCGUUUUCCAGCAGAACGAUAGCGACUUUGUAAUCCACCCGCUCCCCGCCAGAUUCGGCGGCGGGACGCAUGUGCUCUACCAGGCGCGAGUGGACAAGAACAACUACAGUGGAGCCUCGGAACCGUUAGACAGCCAACUGCAGUUCGAGCCAGAUGAGGAGGAGUUCAACGAACCGAGACGACGGCUUCGGGCCCAGUCCCCGGCCCAGUCCCCUCUGAGAUUGCGCUACCAGCCCCGACAUCAUCAUCACCAUCAUGUUCACAGCACUCAUCCGCAUCGCAGAAGGCGCAGGUUCAUCAGCAGCGCUUCCAGAUCCCGCUGGUCGGAGAUCCCGGAGGAGCUCUUCAUCGAAACGGCCAUCUUCGUGGACAGCGAUCUGUUCGCCCACAUGCAGCGUAACUUUCCCACCAACACCGAGGGCAAGCUUAUCAGCUUCGUGAUGGCCAUGAUCAAUGGCGUCCAGCUGCUGUACCACCACCACACCCUGGGUCGCCGCAUCAACUUUGUGCUAAAGCGCCUGGAGAUCUGGAAGUCGUCGGAGCCGGCGGGCUUGUCCCGGUCGGUGGACGUAGAUCGAUACCUAAACAGCUUCUGCAACUGGCAGGAGAAACUAAACCCCUUCUCCGACGACGAUCCGUUGCACUAUGAUCACGCCCUGAUCCUGACGGGCCUGGACCUGGUGGCAUUCCCCAAGCCGCCGGCCAAGCCCAACAGCCAGGUGGUGGGCCUGGCCACGGUCGGGGGCAUGUGCACCUCCACCUUCUCCUGCACCAUAAACGAGGCCAAGCACUUUGAGAGCGUCUUUGUGGUCGCCCACGAGAUUGGACACAAUUUGGGAAUGCGUCACGAUGCCGAGGAGAUUAGCUGCGAUCCCACCAUGCACAUAAUGUCUCCUAAACUAGGCAGCGGCAAGGUGACAUGGUCCAAGUGCUCUCGCACCUUCCUAGAGGACUUCCUGGCGGAUCCCCAAGCGGAAUGCCUCUUCGAUCGGGGACAGUUUGUGGGAAACCUGGAUCACUCGGCUGGCGGAAUACUUCCGGGGCAGCGUUUCGAUGCCAAUCAGCAGUGCAUGCUCCGCUUUGGAAAGAACUUCAUGAGGGACCCCUCCCAGAGCCAGACUGAGAUUUGUCGGGACCUACACUGUCGGCAGGACGGAUCGCCCUGGACCUCGCAUCCGCCUCUGGAGGGCACCGAGUGCGGGGAUAACAUGUGGUGCCGCGGUGGAUCUUGUGAGACUCGCUCCUCCCAGAAGGCCAGCUUCUACAGCCACAAGCCCUGGCCGCAGGGAAGCGUUACCCACGAGAAGUACACCUCGAGACCCAACAUGAUACCCUCCUUGCUGCACGAUUACAAUCCGGCGGGCAACGAGCUGCCCGGAACCACAUCGAAUUGGGGCGAAUGGGGUGAGCCGAGUGCCUGUGAGUCGGGCUGCUUGUACGGAGCUUCUCGUCGCCUCCUGGAGGGCAGCACAGGGUUGAGGACUUUCAACAGGAGCUGUCUGAACUACCGGAACCGUUGCAUGGGUAGGGAUCGUCGCUUCGAGACCUGCACAACCCACCAGUGCCACAAGGUGGUGGUGCAGACGGUCGAAGACUUUGCCACCAAUGUCUGCAUGCGAGCGGGUCUUCUCGACAAGGAGCUGACUGGCGAGGGCCUUCAGCUGAGCAGCACGUCGGACACCGCCUGCAUGGUCUUCUGCCGCACGAAGAACAACGGCACCAAGUCUCGACGCUGGACCUUCCCCGACGGCACCACCUGUCGCUCCAAGAAUCACAAUCCGGAGGACAUAACUUACUGCAUUGCUGGGCGCUGCGAACGCUUCUCCUGCGACAACUCAACCUCGAACUUCUUCCGGAUGGACCAUGGCUUUUGCCGGGAGCGAUCCCUCCGGCCGACGAGGGACUCAGCGGACCAGGAAAGCAGACAGGAGACCACCAGCAAGCGCUAUGCGGAGCGACAGGAGGGGAUUACGCAAAGAAGUCCUCAUGAAAAUGAGGUCUCGAAGCGUUUCCAUCCCCAAAAUAAUCACAUAGGCAGUGGAGUGCCUCCUUAUAAACGGAGAUCUUAUCCAAAACAGCAUAUUCCGGAGCAUAUUCCAGCCCGUCCUCCGCCGCCAGCCUCCGCCUCGCUUAUAGCCCUGGAUCGCCGCUCCUCGGGGGAGUCAUCCGAGUGGGAGGUGCAUCCGGGCUGUCAUUCCAACUGCAUGACCGAUUCCAAGGGCGUCCAGGGGGUCACCUCGCGGCGCACUGGAGCGGAGAGCAUCCAGCUCUGCUCACGUCCGGUUCAUCCCUGCGAGCGCCUGCUAACGGCUGCGGAGUUCGCGGAGCAGACCUGCGCCCGAUAUCGCCAAAAGGUGCGAGGACUAUCUGGCCACGGGGCCCAAAUCUCCGCCAGCAUCGAUGAGCCUGAUCGCAGCUGCCGGGUGGGCUGUCAGGACGAGCGGAUCAAGUACAGGUACUACCUGGUGAACGGUCGGAACGGACACUUUCCGCCCGGCACCCGCUGCUCUCCGGUGGGGAAGCGCUACUGCGUCUACGGCAAGUGCCUGGAGUUCGGCGAUGACGACCUGCCCCUGGACAAGACCCACAUCAGCUUGGGCCAGUUGAGGAUUGGCUUUCCGCGCCGGAAAAGGAGCUUGCCAGAGGACCUUGGUCAACUACAUUUUAAUAUAUCCUCCGAAUACAUCGAAUUCACCCAACCCAUUCACGUCUCCGCAGACGAACUGAACAGCAACAGCCAAUAGCCCAGGCUCCAAGGCCGCACUUCCCUUAGUCGACUAAGUUCUAAGUUUAGUUUAAGUAAUUAAGGCUGCCCUGAGAGAAAAAAUGCUGCCUGAGAAGUAAAUAAAUUUAAAUAUUAUAAAUGUGAGGCUCUUAGAAGAGUCCUAAAUCAGAAAUCAAAA
Molecule: messenger RNA, 4469 nt
Organism: Drosophila ananassae
Lineage: Eukaryota; Metazoa; Arthropoda; Insecta; Diptera; Drosophilidae
Gene: stl
Exons: 10
Coding region: 948-4310 (1120 amino acids)
Biological process (GO): proteolysis; extracellular matrix organization
Cellular component (GO): extracellular matrix
Molecular function (GO): metalloendopeptidase activity
Source: RefSeq, a predicted model, not a curated record